AUGGUGCAGAGUCUCUGUUUGAUGGCUUCUCAUCGUUACCCCCCUGGUCUUGUCUUACACUCACAAUUUUUACCCGGUACAAACCUCAAGGGCUACCAAACAUCCUUUCCUUCUCCCGUAGCAAAAGUAGACCUGAUCAGAUAUCAGUCUCCUCCUCUUAAGCAAAGCCCAUGUGAGGAGUCCAGGAAAUACCCAAAUGAAUGGUUUGAUUACAAUGAGUUGACUAAUGUUGAUUUCUCAGUUCAAAGUCCCGUGCUUAUUGAUGAACAAGCAAACUGCUCAAAUGCAGUUCUCUUUGGCUUUGGAAUUGUUGAACAAUGCACUAAGCGUAUUGAAAUUACAAAUUUACUAAUGUCUGAGACUGCUGAAGCAGGGAUAGAUGGAGCAAAUUUGUCUUUGUUAUCGGACUUGAUGAAAUUGCAGGUUUCAGGCAUUGAUGAAUCUCAGCAACCAUUGUCAUCUCUUAUAUACCCAACUAACAAAUUCAUCAUUCAGAAGAAGCCUUUACUUCAUUUUGUUCAAGAUUCAGCCCUUUCUUCAAAGAUCAUGGUUCAUCCAGAUGGUCAAAUCACAUUCAUGGGUAGUCCAAUUGAGUUGAAAGACCUUCUCUCUGUAGUUGCGGAGUCAUACUUAUCAAAAUGCUCGGCAAAGAGUGAAAAGAAAACUAUGCUUGUUCCACACUUCAGUUGGGUGAAUAUCAAUGAAUUAGAGAGAAGUCAUUCCUCCACAUUGAAGAAUCAAUCCACCUUAACUGCUCCCUUAAAAAGCCCAGAGAAACUCAAACUCAAGCCAUCACCAAGAAAGAACAAGAAAGGAGGCAGGGACAGGGAUCUCUACAAGAACUAUUCUCAUGCAUGUGAGACCCUUCUGUCCCUGAUGGUUGACAAGAAGCAGCGUGGCAAGACGGCAAUUCUCUCACUGAAGAAAUCCGGCCCUGAGCUUCCUGAGCUCCUGACACAAUUUUCUGCCGGCAUAGCUGGAACCGGCAUUGCGGUUCUGCUAUCUGUAAUGUGUAACAUAGCUUGUGGAAGGGCUACCUUCUGUGGUUCAAGCUUGUUCAACACUGGGUUUGGGUUGGGGUUGGUUUGGCUUUCUGGGGCAGUAAACAAGCUUAGGGCUACAAUUUUGAGCAUCAGCAAAAACGCAGGAAAGUUGGGUUUGAAAGAAGAGAAAAUGAUGCAGAAGCUGGAUAAGAGCAUAAGAGAUAUUUACUAUACUGCUGCAGCAUUGCUAGCAGUGGUAGUGCUGAGACUUGCUUGA
Molecule: messenger RNA, 1260 nt
Organism: Sphenostylis stenocarpa
Lineage: Eukaryota; Viridiplantae; Streptophyta; Magnoliopsida; Fabales; Fabaceae
Source: the annotation of a GenBank genome assembly